AUGGCUUCUACAAAGACUACAUCCCGUGGACACAGAGCUACUGUUCCGUCGGCCCCAGCGAGGAAGAUGUGCCUCUGCUCGCCAAGCACUCAUCCAGGUGCCUUCCGUUGCAGUCUCCAUAGGACUUGCCCCACUUCCUCCGCACCUUCCAAUUCUCAGCUGCACACUCGGAGAUCUGCCAUGAAAAUCUCGCUGGUGAGAAUCGGCAACGUGAAAGGAGGAGAAUGGGUGAAGCGAGCGCUCUCUGCGCUCAUUCGCCCCUCCUCUCAUCAACUACGAAGGAGAAUGGCGUUCCACUCGCAGCCCAGCAGACUCCGCCAUAUGACCACGGCCAAAGACAAGAUCGUUUCCUGAAAGUCUGGCCGUUGUCCGCUAUACACAACUCACGUUUUGCCGGUUGAGUAAAAUGCCACAACAGCUCAUCAGCAUAUUGGCGCGCGGUGUUUUGAUGUAAAGAGUAAACUGAUACUGGAUUUGCAUCGAUAAAUCGGUAUUCAGAGACUUUUUUCUGUUUAUAUGUAAAGUGUAUAUACUAUUCAUUCUCAAUUCCGUUGAUUUUCAGCUAUAAAUGAAUAA
Molecule: messenger RNA, 576 nt
Organism: Cryptomeria japonica (Japanese cedar)
Lineage: Eukaryota; Viridiplantae; Streptophyta; Pinopsida; Cupressales; Cupressaceae
Exons: 1
Coding region: 1-354 (117 amino acids)
Source: RefSeq, a predicted model, not a curated record